AUGAAUGAAUUAUCUUAUCGUCAAAUUCAAAAUGAAUUAAAAAAACGUCAAUUAAAUUCAAAUGGAAAGAAAAAUAUUAUUGUAAAACGAUUAAAAAUUGCAUAUGAGAAAGAAAUAAAAAAUCAAUCAUCAUAUGUAACAAAAUUUCAUAAUUUACCAAAUGAAAUCUAUCGAGACAUAUUUGAUUAUUUAUUAUCAUUCAAUAUUAUACAUUCGUUUUAUGGACUUAAUCAUCGUUUAAAUGAAAUAAUUCAAAAUAUACCAAUGAAACUAAAUUUUAAUAAUUUAAAUAAAAUUGAAUAUAAACGUAUAUUAAAAUAUAUUGUACCAAAAAUAAUUAAUCAAACAAUGGCGAUAGAUUUAGGAGAAUCAUCUAAGAUAAUUUCUUGUUUUUCUUCAUCAUGUUAUUCAGAAUUUGUAAUUGAUUUGUUUAUUCAAUCAUUUAAUUUGAUACAAUUUUCAAAUCUUCGAUUUCUUUCACUUACUGCACUUAAUCAAAAACAAUUAGAAACAUUAUUUUUAAUCAUACCAAAUAUGUCAUCUCUACGUUCACUUCGUCUACUUGAACAAAAUUAUUGUUGUUCAUCAAAUGAAACAAUUUGUAAACUUGUACUUGCUAAUAAUUCUCAUUAUUCCAUUGAUAAAAGUAAUCAUCUUACACAUGUUUUUAUCGAAACAAAUCCUCCAUUUAAAAUUCUUACUCUUCUUCAUAAAUAUUUUAUAAAUAAAAUUUCUUUUGAUUACAUACAAAUAAAUAUUCGUUGUGCUUUAUAUUUUUAUGUUCAUGCAUUAGCAUGUCUUGAUUGUAAUGGUCUUUCAAAUCUUAUAUCAAAUAUGAAUUAUUUUAAAAUAGAUGUUACUAUUGGAACAUUUCAAUCGAUGUUUGAAUUGAUUCGACGUUUUUCAAAAAUACAUCAUUUAUCUGUUAAGACUACUUUACAAGCAUAUGCUAAUGGACAUCAAUGGGCUGAAUUACUUGCUCAAAUGCCGAAUAUAAUCAAACUUGAUCUUGAUAUUCAUCUUGAUUCGUAUAAAUCUGAUCAAGAAUUACAAACAUUUCAAACAAAAUUUUGGUUUGCACGACAAUGGAUUGUUCAAUGUAUUAAAAGUCAAUCUAAUUGUUCAGAAUGUAAAAUUAUUCAUCGAAGUAUUUAA
Molecule: messenger RNA, 1155 nt
Organism: Rotaria sordida
Lineage: Eukaryota; Metazoa; Rotifera; Eurotatoria; Philodinida; Philodinidae
Source: the annotation of a GenBank genome assembly